Messenger RNA from Ctenopharyngodon idella (grass carp), 2713 nucleotides. RefSeq names its product mitochondrial fission regulator 1 (gene mtfr1). NCBI's taxonomy places the organism in Eukaryota, Metazoa, Chordata, Actinopteri, Cypriniformes, Xenocyprididae. Gene Ontology annotation, biological process: mitochondrial fission; aerobic respiration. The record is from RefSeq and is a predicted model, not a curated record. Gene Ontology annotation, cellular component: mitochondrion. Bases 219 to 1184 code for a protein of 321 amino acids. The transcript is spliced from 8 exons.
CAAUACUGUAAAGGCCCACCCCUCUAACCAAGCGAGUGCUCCCAUACUGUGGAAAAACAUAGGAUACCGCUGGACUGGUCUGGAAGGCGGUUUAGCAUAGCGUAGCAUAGCACAGCCAGAAAGGUCCACUAGAAAGGUCUGUUACACUACGGUUGUGACCUGAAGAUGACCUAACACAGAUCCUUGAUGAUGAGACAGAUCUGUAACUGAAUCACAGGAUGAGCAGAAAUCAUAGACGGAUAGAAAUGGAUCUGGCUUUAUCAUCAUCAUCAAAGCCUUAUGGGGCAUCCCGGAGUAUUGUCAGAAGAAUUGCCACAAAUCUCCCAUUGGCACCUUGUGCUCGUGUCCAUUUUCAGCUUCAUCCGUUCACUUCAGGAGCGGGUUUCCUCAACAGUUCAAAUGGACUUGUGGCCACACUCGCUGAUGUGGGCUGGAUCGAAAGAGAAGAGAGCGAUGGAGCUGGCAGAAAUAGGUCUGAGGCGAAUCCUGGGUUGUUCUUUCGCACCCAGCAGCGCAGGCCCCUGAGACGUCAGCGGUCGUUACCCAGCUUGCACCAGGCUGAACCUGCGCCACAGAGCCAGGCGAUCAUCAAUGAUGAAGCCAUUCAGAAGAUCAGCGUUCUUGAGACUGAGCUGGCCAAACUCAGAGCGCAAAUCGCACAGAUAGUUCAGGCACAGGAGCAAAGCGCACAAUCCACAGCUCCAGCACCAGGUGGUCCCCCUGUACCCCAAGCUCCACCAAUGGCUCCACCUCCACCACCACCACCCCCCCCUCCUCCUCCGUGUCCUGCCCCCAGCAUGCAGAGGAGCUAUUCCGCCAUUGACCUCAUCCGAGAGCGCCGUGGGAAAAAGACGGAGCAGAACACCGUACUAGACUCAGCACCCAAAAAGCCAGAGCUUCCCAACAUGCUAGAUGUGCUGAAAGACAUGGGGAAAGUGAAGCUGCGCUCAGUUAAGAGUCAUCAAGAGGACAGUCACACGAAACCCAAACCUGUUGAGCCCACAGACGCUGCAGCAUUAAUCGCAGAGGCUCUGAAACGCAAGUUCGCUCACCGCUACCGUAGCGACAGCGAAUGUGACAGCACCUUUAACUUGCCGGCCCCUGAGAAUAAUAAGAUCCAUGUAGAAACACCGCUGUUUGGACAGCAUAUGCUGAAAUCAACUGGAAGGAAAAAACUGUACUAGGAUGAAGCUGACCCCCGUUUCUUCUUAGUGGGUUAAUGGAGUUAACCUGAUGACUCUCGAUUUAGCGAACUUUUCUUGUUGGCUCGUAAAUUUUGCGUUCACUUAAGCGAGCAUGCACAUGCUGAAACACUACGCAGUCAAUCUGGAUUCCCUAUUGGAUAUCUUUGUAAUUUUGCACUUUGAAAAGUUCAUUUGUAUCGGUACAUGUUGUGCCACAGUCAGUUCCAUCAUUAAUGCGAGUUACAUGGAAAAAUGUUUUUGUUUGGUUGUUUUUAUCUAUGAUUUUAUUUGUGGGUUGAGUUGCAUCUAUUUUAAGGUCAACAGUGCAAGUAUUCAACCUUGUUGAAUUCUUGUUUGAAGGGAUAAUGUUGAAUGAAAGCACCAAAGUGUAUGGAUUUUUUUUUUUAUCAGUAGUUUUGUGUAUUUUUAACAUCUGUUUGCACAGAAGUUCUUUCUACUUCAAAGGUACAAUUCAUAAUUGCUGGAAAAUCACUCAUUUCUGAAACCAGCUUUUUCUGUCAUGAUGCUACCAAUAUUGCAAUUAUGAAGCACACUUUUGUAAUCAUAAAUGGGGCUUAGAUGGUGCUAGGUCAGUAGUAUUUGCUCAAUGUUGAGAGCUAAUUUAAAAUGCCUUUUUAGGUUGUAAUUUAUUAUUAUUUUUUGAACAUUUCUAUUACAUGGUCUUGGAAGUGACUAGUUAUUUAACCAGUUUAACAAAUCACUUGAAUAAUGUAGUUUUGUUUCUUGUGAACAAUGCACAGGAUAGUAUGUAUAACAAGUCUAUUGGCAUUUAAGCAUACUUCAGUGUUUCAUCAGAAUUGACUGUUUGUACCUUUUAAAAGGUGUUUUCUUUUGCACAUUUAACCUAGUCUAUCUGUUGUCCAUCAAAACCCAGUGCAUUUGCAUUAUAAUAUAUGAUUUCUCAUUUCAAAAGUUUAUACUGGAUUUAAUGGUCAGCACAUGUAGGAGCAGUACCUCAGCGGAGAUAUAUUUUGUUUCAUUAUAGAUUGUGAUAUUUCACACUACAGAACCAUUUUGAAUGGACUUUCAAUUGUUGAGUAAACCAAUUGGUGUCUUCUCAUUUGUGUAAAGGUGUUUCUGUUUGGUUAAACAUUCAACACAUGAUUGGGUCUGGUUUGUACAGAACAGCAUGAGCUCAUGCCAUCCGGUAGAGAAACAUUUUGUGAAGAUUUAUUCAUCAAAAAUGCAACUGCAACAAGUAUGUAUCAAAAGGUUAUACGGCAAAGCCUUUACAAAAUGGCUUGACACAUAGGUCGUCUCCCCAAAAUGGCUGUUACAACAAACUGUAAACAGUUUUUUUUCUUAAAUCAACAGUCUUACAGCACUUACAACAAAAAUACAAAUCACCUAAAAUAAAGCACCUCUUCUCUUUCCAAAUAUCAAGAGAAGCACAAAACUGUCCAUUCUGUACAGAAUCCAAAACCAUACACAAAAAUGGAAUGUUCAAUGUUAAAAAUCAAAUCAUUAAACCAAUUCUCCUCCAUACUGUAUAUUUAAAAAAAAAAACA